AAUGUCAGCAAACAAGCGCUCCGUUUUCGUUUCUGGAGCGUGUAGGAUUCACGGAAGUGGAGUCACAGGCGUGGCUUAGCAACUUCCGUCUUUGAAAGCGCAAAAAUGACAGCGACUCUGCGUCCCUACCUAAACGCUGUGAAGGCCACCUUGCAGGCGGCCUUAUGUCUUGAGAACUUCUCCUCUCAGGUUGUGGAGCGUCACAACAAGCCCGAGGUGGAGGUCAGGAGCAGCAAGGAGCUGCUGCUUCAGCCUGUGGUGAUCAGCCGCAAUGACAAGGAGAAGGUUCUCAUCGAGGGAUCCAUCAACUCCGUCAGAGUCAGCAUUGCUGUCAAACAGGCUGAUGAGAUCGAGAAGAUCCUUUGCCACAAGUUCAUGCGCUUCAUGAUGAUGCGGGCGGAGAACUUCUUUAUUCUGAGGAGGAAACCAGUAGAGGGUUAUGAUAUCAGCUUCUUGAUCACCAACUUCCACACGGAGCAGAUGUACAAACACAAGCUUGUGGACUAUGUCAUCCAUUUCAUGGAGGAGAUCGACAAGGAGAUUAGCGAGAUGAAGUUGUCCGUUAAUGCCAGAGCUCGUAUUGUCGCAGAGGAGUUCCUCAAGAAUUUCUGAUGACCGCCUCCACACGCAAGCACGCAAAGUCUGUAACAGCCAAUCAGGAGAGAGGAACUUUGGGUGCACACAGCCAACCAGUGAGGGAAUAACAACGGAACAUGACCUACUCAGUGGUGAAACCCGCCUAUGCUUAUCUCUGUAGUCCUGCAUAUCAGUGACCGUAAAUAAAAAGUCACUUUCCUUAGCCCUUUCAAUUGUCUGCCACUUUGAACAAAUGCCCCAACAAACCAAGGCGGGUCCUUAAAACCUUUGAAACAUGCUGAUAUCCACGAAUACAGAGACUAGGAGUGUGUUCAAAUGCAAUUAAAUAGAUGUUAGUAUUGUAUGUCAGUCCGUCUGCCAUCAGUGUCAAUUUUGUCUUCAAAUUCACACAUGUGGAAAUUAGUCCCCAAAAUGAAUGUGUAAAGUUAAUAAAAUUCCAAGUGUUUCUA
Nerophis lumbriciformis (worm pipefish) is the source of this 1046-nucleotide messenger RNA. RefSeq names its product actin-related protein 2/3 complex subunit 4-like. Gene Ontology annotation, biological process: actin filament polymerization; Arp2/3 complex-mediated actin nucleation. Gene Ontology annotation, molecular function: actin filament binding. The record is from RefSeq and is a predicted model, not a curated record. Gene Ontology annotation, cellular component: actin cytoskeleton; Arp2/3 protein complex. Lineage: Eukaryota; Metazoa; Chordata; Actinopteri; Syngnathiformes; Syngnathidae.